AUGACGAUCAAACGGUGCACCGACAUCACACAUCAACCUUUUUUCUUCAACUGCCUAACAUCCGCCUCGAUCAAUAACCACAACUUUCUUCUUUUUGUUUCAGGAGCAAAUGGCCUCAGAAGACGAGGGAGACAGACGUACACAAGAUAUCAGACGUUAGAAUUAGAGAAAGAAUUCCACACGAACCACUACCUCACGCGAAGGAGACGUAUCGAAAUGGCCCACGCACUCUGUCUCACGGAAAGACAGAUAAAAAUAUGGUUUCAGAAUCGAAGGAUGAAGUUAAAGAAAGAGAUACAGGCAAUAAAGGAGUUAAAUGAACAAGAGAAACAGGCGCAAGCACAGAAGGCUGCUGCGGCAGCGGCUGCGGCCGCGGCGGCAGCACAGGGUCAUCCCGAGCAUUAG
Messenger RNA from Pieris macdunnoughi, 405 nucleotides. The record is from the annotation of a GenBank genome assembly. NCBI's taxonomy places the organism in Eukaryota, Metazoa, Arthropoda, Insecta, Lepidoptera, Pieridae.